Pestalotiopsis fici W106-1 is the source of this 1512-nucleotide messenger RNA. RefSeq lists its product as uncharacterized. The transcript is spliced from 4 exons. The record is from RefSeq and is a predicted model, not a curated record. Gene Ontology annotation, biological process: transmembrane transport. The coding region runs from base 1 to 1512 and encodes 503 amino acids. Gene Ontology annotation, molecular function: transmembrane transporter activity. NCBI's taxonomy places the organism in Eukaryota, Fungi, Ascomycota, Sordariomycetes, Amphisphaeriales, Sporocadaceae.
AUGGAGUCUAGCACGAGGAUGGAGAAGACUCGGACGCAAGAUGUUGAGGGCCAGAGUGACACCUCAAAGGCACCCGUGUCUCACGAGAUCGAGAAACUAGCCGCCGACCAUCGUCAGUAUUUGAUGGAUAGACAUGGAUCCUUGGCUCUUGAACCUGUUCCCAGUAUGGACCCGGCAGAUCCCUACAACUGGCCCCGAAGGACAAAAAUUGUUACCCUCAUUCUGGUGGCUUUCCAUGCCAUGAUGGGACCCUUCACAGCCGCUGCAAUCCAGUCAGCCUAUGUCAACAUUGCCGAGGACAUGAACAUACCUGUUCAGCAAGCCACCUAUCUCACCUCGCUCGUGAUCGCUUUUCUUGGCGGUGCGCCGUUGUUCUGGAAGCCUCUGUCGAACUACUAUGGUCGCCGCCCAAUUUUCCUCAUCGCCUUGAUCUGCAGCAUGGCCGGCAAUAUCGGGUGUGGGUUUAGCCCUUCUUAUGGUACCAUGGCCCUGUGUCGUGCCAUAACGGCUUUUUUCAUCAGUCCAGCCGCGGCCAUUGGCAGCGCCGUGGUGUCCGAGAUGUUCUUCAAACAUGAGCGCGCAACCUUUAUGGGCGCCUGGACCAUCAUGGUCACGCUCGGUAUCCCCAUUGCGCCCUUUCUCUUUGGCUUCGUCGCUCUACGGGUGGACUACCGUUGGAUAUACUUUAUCCUAGCCAUUACGAAUUUCGUCCAGUUCGUCCUGCACUUCUUCUUCGGCCCCGAGACCUUGUACCGUCGCGACUUUGCUGUAAAACCUAGCAGCCCAAAGUUCAAGCACAAGUAUUUCGCCUUUGGUCGAAUCAACCCAGAUCCCCUUUCUUGGCGGGACUUUUUGCACCCUUUUAUCUACUUCACCAGGCCGGCAGUCUGGAUUCCAGCCAUGUCGUACGCAAUGAUUUUCCUCUGGGCCAUCAUCAUGUGCUCGAUCGAAAUCCCGUCGCUCUUCCCAGAGCAAUUUGGCUUCAACACACAGCAAGUUGGACUGCAGUUCCUCGCAUUCAUCCUUGGCUCCAUCAUCGGUGAGCAGAUUGGUGGCCGUCUUUCCGAUUACUGGAUGAACUAUCGUCGCAAGAAGACGGGAGCCUCGGUGCCACCCGAGUGGCGCCUCUGGCUUAGCUACCCCGGUCAGGCUUUCGCCAUCAUUGGGGUCAUCGUCUUUCUGAUCCAGACUUCGGCAGCAUCUAGUGUAUGGAACAUUACGCCAUUGGUCGGUGUAACCAUUGCUGCCGUUGGCAACCAACUUGUGACCACUGUUUACAUCACAUACUCCGUUGACUGCUACAAGGAGGACGCUGCUGGUGUCGGUGUGUUCAUUACCUUUGUCCGACAGAUCUGGGGCUUCAUCGGUCCUUUCUGGUUCCCUCAACUGAUUGAGAAAGCUGGUCUUCGGGGAACGGCUGGUGUUGCGACUGCAAUGAUGGUCGUCUUCUCCGUACUUCCGACUCUAUUCCUCCAGUUCAAGGGCCGUCAAUUGCACCGGGUCAAGGAGUAA